Camellia sinensis is the source of this 2819-nucleotide messenger RNA. Its product is annotated as disease resistance protein RPP13. The record is from RefSeq and is a predicted model, not a curated record. Lineage: Eukaryota; Viridiplantae; Streptophyta; Magnoliopsida; Ericales; Theaceae. Gene Ontology annotation, biological process: defense response to other organism. Gene Ontology annotation, molecular function: ADP binding.
UCGUGUGGAUGUUGCCUUGAAAGAACUCAAACAAAUUUUGAUCUUCCUCCAUGCCGGAAACAACAAUACCACUGGCUUCGAUGAGUCUCGGCUUCGUCUUUGGCCUCGGCUUCUUCGCACUCUUUACUCUGCAGAAUAUAUCAUCGAAUCUUUCCUCCUCAACACCCAACAAAGGAGACCAUGGAUCCAAAUCCAGUUCACCUACAAAAUGAAUAAAAUUGUACGGAGCUUCAGAGAUGUAUCCACUCAAUUAUUCCCACAUCAACAUCGACCGGCAACACAAACAGACGAAUACAAUGUCCUCGAUCAUAAGAAAUUUAAUCAAACAUUCGCAACGCACGAAAAAAUGCAGCACGAUGUACUUGUUGGACGUGGAGAUGUCGAGAAGGAGUUAACAGCUCGAUUGACCGACAACGAGGAGGAGAAAAGCCUCCGUGUGAUUUCUCUGGUGAGCGAAGAAGCGCUUGGAAAGACGGCACUGGCAAGGAAUGUCUACAACAGAGUAGACAUUCGGCAGCAUUUCCAGUGCCGUGCUUGGCUCCACGUCGCCAAAGAUUUCACAUACAAGGAUCUGUUGCUUGCAAUAAUCAAACAGAUUCCAAUAUGUGGCGUAUUGGCUGACGUGGAGCUUAUGAGCGAGCACCAACUGUCGGCUUUGCUUUUCCAGAUUUUAAUGGAGCUCAGGUUUCUAAUAGUAUUGGAUGGUAUCUGCACCAAUCAUGUCUGGCUCAUGUUAGCACGUCCCUUCGCUGAUGCCGCGAAUGGAAGCAGAGUCAUCCUCACUACUCGCGACUCUAAGGUUGCAUCCGAGGUUGACCCGUGGGGUCACCCAUUGAAACUCAUGAGGUUAUCUGAUGAGGAGAGUUGGGAAUUGUUCUUGAUGGUGGUAAAUGGGGCAAAUUAUGAUAAUUUGAACAAUUUCAAGGUAGGAAUUGUCAGAAUAUGUCGCGGUUUGCCUCUAGCAAUUGUCCUGCUUGGAGGAUUGUUGUCGAGCAUACAACCGAAUGAUGAGUGGUCCGGUGUAAUUGAUCAUCUUUCGCAGUACUUGGGGGAUGAUGAUCAAUCAGUCGAUCUCUUGACUAUCGUAGCUUUAUGCUAUCAUGAGCUACCGUAUGUGUUAAAGCCGUGUUUCCUUUAUUUGACUCUCUUUCCUAAAGCGUAUGAGAUUCCUAUGCGGAGGUUGUUGCAGUUGUGGAUUGCCGAGGGAUUUAUUCAAAUAUCAACUACUACCACGACUAGUGUCCUUGAACCUGAAGAUCUGGCCAAGGCAUAUUUGGAAGAACUAGUGUCGAGAAACAUGAUUGAAAUAGCCACAUGGAAAGAACACGGAAGCCCCAAAACAUGUCGAAUGUCGAGCUUUCUUUACGAUGUCUUCUUGCCAAAAGCCGAGGAUAUAGGAUUUCUUCAAAUCCGCCAUUGCAAUUCACAUGUACAUGAGUCAAAUCAGAUUAUUCGGAGGCUUGCAGAUCAUUAUGUUGGGGUCAAGUCUCCUUUGGAGUCUCAUACUCAACAUCUAUGUUCGUUUGUUUCAUUCGAAGCCCAAAAACAAGGUACAUCUAACAGAGAAGUCGGUACAUUGCUUAACACAAUAAUCAGUAAGAGGAGAUCUAGAGGUAUUGUCCUGAUGAAAGUGCUUGACCUAGAGGGUGUCUACAAACCUUUGCUACCCGAGAAACUCGGCCAAUACUUACAGAACCUAAGAUACUUAGGCUUGCGAUGGACCGGUCUAGAAUCAUGUCCGGAAACAAUUGGGGAUCUACCAUGCUUGGAGACUUUAGAUUUGAAGUAUACUAAUAUAACCACUUUGCCGGGUUCCAUUUGGAAGGCAAAGAACCUUCGACAUCUCUUUAUGAACGAGGUGUCAAUUGCGAAGCCAUCAUCAAAAGAGUCUUCACCGACAAACCUUCAGACCUUAAUGGGGCUCCUGCUUGGUGCUAAGGACCCUUAUGAAUACGGCUUAGACUGGUUCACCAGCCUUCGGAAAUUGGGAGUAUCAUGCCAUCCAAAAUCAGCAGAGAAAACAGCCAAGUGCAUAUCAGGACUUGACAAACUCCAAACCUUAAGAUUGAGAUCAAAAGAUCGAUUUGGUCAACCUUUAGACCUCGAGUUGAGUCCUUUGAAGGACCAUCAGUCUCUUUCGAACUUGUAUUUGUUUGGAGUGAUAAAGGAUGGGAUUAAAUACCUUCCCCUGAAUCUCAAAGUCCUAACAUUGUCAAUGUCAAAACUCACAGAAGAUCCAAUGCCGGUGAUAGGGAAGCUGCUGCCUCAACUGAACGUCCUCAAGAUUCUUGCUUUCUCUUAUCUAGGGUCGGAAAUGAGAUGUGUUUCGGGGGACUUCCCUAAACUCCACGUCUUGAAAUUGUGGAUGCUAGAAAACCUAGUUCAGUGGACAUUGGAGAGAGGUGCCAUGCCCCAACUUGCGGAGUUAGAAAUUAGAGGUUGCAAAAAAUUGACAAAGUUGGAUGGAUUAGAGCACCUGCCUGCCCUGAAGGAAUUACUUUUAACAAACAUGUCGCCGGAUUUUGUUGCAGAUGUUAAAAAAAGGUUGGGAAGCAACAUUUUACUCACCAAUGAGUGGGAGCCUUCGUCCCUCGCAUGAUUAAUGCUCGCGGAUACUGGAGACUGGAAUAAAAUGCAGUUUUAAUUUGGAGUCAAGACUGUCAAAAGACUUCAAAGAGUUGAUGUGCUGCAAAAAAAAAAUGCAGCUUGUUGUAUCUCUGCUGUUCACAACACCGUUCUUUUUAUGUAAAAUACACUGCAACUCUAUUUUUAACUUGUGUUUGGCUUAAUUAAAUAAAAUUCAUUUGUAUGUUCAUGAA